AUGCAAUCACGCACCACCACCUUUCUCAUCCAUAGUAAAUCCAAACCCUUCUUCGUUCUCCCCUCUCUUCUAUUCUCAACCACCAUCCACAACCACACCAUUCAACAUGGACAACACCACCACUCCACCACCACCUUCCACAACCGCAACCUUGUCGCCAUCAUCCACUCCCUCUGUGACGCCCACCGUUUCGAUGAAGCCCACAACAUCUUCUCCCUCUUCCUCUCCUCCGGCUUCCUCCCUGACCACCACACCUCCAACGUUCUCCUCUCCCGCCUCCUCUCCUCUCGAACCCCGCACCGAACCUGGGCUUGUGCCCUUUCUUUGAUCCAAGCUAACCACGGCUUCGUUCCCUCCAUUGUCACCUAUCACCGCUUAAUGGAUCACUUUUGCAGGUUCGGUCAACCCCAACAAGCUCACAUACUGUUCUUCGACAUGAAGGGUAGAGGGCAUUGCCCCAAUGUGGUUUCUUAUACUACUCUCAUUAAUGGGUACUGCUUAAUUGGUGGAAUUGGUGAUGCCCGCAAGGUGUUUGAUGAAAUGCUUGAUAGUGGUAUUGCGGCAAAUUCUUUGACUUAUAGUGUUUUAGUCGGCGGGUUUCUUAGGAUGAGGGAUAUAGAAGGAGCAAAGGGAAUGAUGUGCCAGUUAUGGGAGAAGAUGAGGGUUGAAAGGGAGGCUUCGAUGAAGAUGGCAGCCUUUGCGAAUCUGGUUGAUUCUCUGUGUAGGGGAGGGUUCUUCAAUGAAUUGUUUAGGAUAGCCGAGGAGUUUGCAUUAGGGGGCAGUUUGUGUGAGGAGGUUGCAUAUGGACAGAUGAUAGAUUCACUCUGCAAGGUUGGGAGGUAUCAUGCGGCUGCUAGGAUUGUGUAUAUAAUGAGGAAGAGAGGAUUAGUUCCGAGUGUAGCAUGUUAUAAUUAUAUUAUACAUGGGUUUAGCAAGGAUGGUGAUUGUAUGAGAGCUUAUCAGUUAUUAGAGGAAGCUGAAUUCGGAUUCUUGCUUUCUGAGCAUACCUACAAGGUGUUGGUGGAAGCUCUUUGCCAAGUGCUGGAUGUGGACAAGGCAAGGAAAGUUCUUGAACACAUGCUAAGUAGGGAAGGCGUCAACAAGACUAGGAUUUACAACACCUAUUUAAGAGCUCUUUGUAUUGUGGAUAAUCCAACUGAACUCUUGAAUGUGCUUGUGCUCAUGCUUCAAAGCCAGUGUCAUGCAGAUGUGAUCACACUUAACGCAGUUAUCAAUGGAUUUUGCAAGGUGGGGAGGAUUGAUGAAGCUCUAACGGUAUUACAGGACAUGUUGAGUGGUAAAUUUUCCGCUCCCAAUGUUGUGACCUUCACUACUAUAAUUUCUGGUUUAUUGGACACUGCAAAAAUUGAUGAAGCUGUUGAGUUGCUCCAUAAAGUAAUGCCUGAAAAUGGUGUAAGACCGAGUGUUGCGACAUAUAAUGCUUUUCUCCGAGGCCUAUUCAAACUAAAGAGGCCAAAUGAUGCAUUGAGGGCCUUCAAUAAUAUGGCAAGUAAUGGCAUUACUGCAGAUAGUACCACUUAUACUGUUGUGGUAGAUGGUCUAUGUGAAUCUAACCAAAUAGAUGAACUAAUCGAUUUAGAGUUGCCAAGGAUUAUGAGAGAUCAAAAGCAGCAUAUGAGAAAGCUUCCAAGGGACAAGAGAUGCUUGCUUCCUAAGCACAUGGAAUCAGCUGCUAAUAUGGCAAAGGAACUCAGAAACUGGAGAGAAGUUGUGAGCUUCUCUCGAAAGGGCGUCGGAAUUGAUUUUGUUAAAGAACAAGUGAAAACAAACAAAAUGAACUUUAUGGCUUGGAGAUGCUGA
This is a messenger RNA of Arachis duranensis, 1821 nucleotides long. Its product is annotated as pentatricopeptide repeat-containing protein At3g18020. Lineage: Eukaryota; Viridiplantae; Streptophyta; Magnoliopsida; Fabales; Fabaceae. Gene Ontology annotation, molecular function: protein binding. The record is from RefSeq and is a predicted model, not a curated record. Bases 1 to 1821 code for a protein of 606 amino acids. The transcript has 4 exons.